This is a messenger RNA of Sinocyclocheilus rhinocerous, 1626 nucleotides long. Its product is annotated as trimethyllysine dioxygenase, mitochondrial-like. The record is from RefSeq and is a predicted model, not a curated record. Gene Ontology annotation, cellular component: mitochondrion. Gene Ontology annotation, biological process: carnitine biosynthetic process. The coding region runs from base 235 to 1476 and encodes 413 amino acids. Gene Ontology annotation, molecular function: iron ion binding; trimethyllysine dioxygenase activity. The transcript has 8 exons. NCBI's taxonomy places the organism in Eukaryota, Metazoa, Chordata, Actinopteri, Cypriniformes, Cyprinidae.
CUGGCUCAUGAAUAUUAAGUAGCAAGUCUUCAACGUAGUAGAAUCGGCGGAUUUGAGCGCUUGCGUGGACAGACACCUCAUGGACACAAUGGCGGGGAUGAAGUUCAAGUGUAAUGAUUAAUGCUAACGAGUAUAUAAGAAACGUAAAAAGUCGUAAAUUGAAGUUCACUGAAGUUUUGUGAUUGUCACCACCGCACGCGCGAGCUCGAAGUUCCUCGUGCGCAGCAAGUCACCAUGGCUUUGAUAAGACUGUUGACCAGACUGAGUGGAUAUGUGCACUUGAAACAAGGUUUGGAGUGUUUGGGAGCCAGUUCUCCGAGCAAGAGAUUACAACAGCACACUGCAGCCCAUUCAUCUUCAUGCAGCUAUCAGCUGCAGCCUGACUGCCUGGAGCUCAGCUAUGGUGGUCUUGUAAUGCACUUUGACUACGUGUGGCUGAGAGAUCACUGCCGCUCCGCUUCAUGCUACAACUCAAAAACGAACCAGCGUAACCUGGACACUGCCAGCAUUGAUCUGAACAUCAGACCUUCAAAGAGCAGAGUGGAUGAGAACAACCUCUUCCUCACAUGGCCAGAUGGUCACAUCACACGGUACAAUCUCACAUGGCUGGCCCAGAACAGCUACGAGGGCCAGAAGCGAAGUGCCGUGCAACCUCGUAUCCUGUGGAGCGCAGAUAUCUACUCCAGCGCUGAGGUGCCCUCUGCUAGUUGGGACAAGUUCAUGAGCUGCGACGAGGAGCUGAAGAACUUCCUCAACAACUUCCUGCUUUACGGAAUUGCCUUCGUCGAAGGCGUCCCACCAACCCUAGAAGCUACUGAAACAGCGACCCAAAGAGUGAGCCUCAUCAGGGAGACCAUGUAUGGGCGGAUGUGGAACUUCACUUCAGAUUUUUCUCGUGGAGAUACAGCCUACACAAAGCUGGCACUGGACCGCCACACCGACACGUCAUACUUUCAAGAACCCUGCGGCAUCCAGGUGUUUCACUGUCUGAGACAUGAAGGAACGGGGGGCAGAACUCUGCUGGUGGACGGUUUCCACGCCGCUGACGCGGUGCUCCAGCGAACGCCCGAGAACUUUGAGCUGCUUUCACACGUGCCGAUAAAACACGAGUAUGUGGAGAACCUGAGUGAGCAUCGCAACCACAUGAUCGGCAUCGGCCCCGUGCUCAACGUCUAUCCGUGGAACAAUGAGGUGUACAUGAUUCGGUAUAAUAACUAUGACCGUUCUGUUAUUAACACAGUCCCUCAUGAUGAGGUGCGGCGCUGGUACGCGGCUCACAGGCAGCUCACCGCUGAACUCAGGAGACCAGACAAUGAGCUGUGGGUCAAACUCAAACCAGGGAAGGUCCUGUUCAUCGAUAACUGGCGCGUUCUGCAUGGCAGAGAGUCGUUCACCGGCCUGCGGCAGCUGUGCGGAUGUUAUCUGACGCGUGACGAUGUGCUGAACACGGCUCGCUCUCUGGGGCUCCAGGCCUGAGCGCCUAAUGCUAAACUACCCAGCCAUCAUUUACCAAAAACACCUUGGUUUCUCAAGCGUUAGGACAGCAGAGGAUCACAACAGUAUUACUUAUCAACUCAACUCUUUGUUUGAAUGAUUUUAUGAUCUUAAUUAAAUGAGUUGCUUGUA